AACAGAUAAAUCUAGGUAUAGAAGCAUAAAUAACCCUGACAUACAACUUGGUCCACCUUAAAGGAGAGAACGAGAUGUAGGGGAUGGAAAUGACCUGGAGCAUGCGCAACGCCUUAUUGCCAGUGCAACAAUUGGCAGUUUCCGAACUCGGUUAUACCGGAAACAAUAUUAAACACUAGAUAGAUCGAUAAUGCGUGUUAUCUGCUGUGGAAAAAUAUUGAUCUUCCUGCUAUCGUUCUCAUUAUGUAAUUGCGAAGAAAAAGAAGAAUCGGAUAAAGAAAAAGGUCAAAAAACUUCGGAUCAAGAUGCUCUGUUAAAGAGAUGUUAUGGGGAAUGGGGAUGCUUCUCCAUAGGAGAACCUUUCUUAUCCAUCUAUCGUCCUGUUAAUUUAUUUCCUAUGCAUCCAGAUAUCUUAGAUGUAAAAUUUUUUCUUAAAACUAGAGAUAAUCCGGAUGUUUUUAAAGAAUUAAAAAUAGUAGAAAAUGCUUCCUUACCUGAAAAGGAUUUCGUGGCUACUCGCCCUCUUAAAUUCAUCAUCCAUGGAUACUUAGAACAUGGACAUCAGAAGUGGAUUCAGGAUUUAAUUAGAGAAUUAUUAACGAAGGAUGAUUAUAAUAUCAUUUCUGUGGAUUGGGUUUAUGGUGCCGCUCCUCCGUACACUCAAGCAGUCUCUAAUGCAAGAAUAGUUGGAGCUAUUGUUGCUAACUUUAUGCACUUUUUAGAGGAGAAACACGAUAUAUCACCCGCAGAAGUACAUUUAAUAGGUCAUAGUUUAGGCGCACAUGUUGCUGGAUACGCGGGUGAAAGGUUACAAGGUCUUGGAAGAAUUACGGGAUUGGAUCCUGCAGAACCAUAUUUUCAAUACACUGAUCCAAAGGUUAGACUUGACCCCACCGAUGCACAGUUCGUCGAUGUCAUUCACACCGAUGGAGGAAGUAUUAUUAUUGGAGGACUGGGAAUGAUACAAGACUGCGGCCAUGUUGAUUUUUAUCCAAAUGGUGGGAAACGUCAACCAGGAUGUAACAAUGGCGUUAUCGGAUCUAUAGAAAAAGAAGGUGAUCUUUUAUAUGGUAUAAGGCGUUAUCUAGGUUGCAGUCACAUAAGGGCGUACGAAUUCUUUAUCGAAUCAGUCAACACGGACUGCCCAUUUUUGGGCUACGUCUGCGACAGUUAUUAUAAUUUCACUAAUGGAAAAUGUUCUCACGGGUGUGGGGAAGACAAUUCAUUGUGUGCUCAUAUGGGUUAUAGAGCCCACGAAUGGAGACCUUACGCCAAACCAGAACCUACCAAAAUGUUUUUGGAAACAGCUAACUUCGAACCAUUCUGCAGGUAUCAUUAUCACGUGAAGAUAACCUGUUCGGAUUCAGAAGAAGCAAAGAAACACGGUAAAGAGAGAGGAAGACUUUUCAUUCGAAUUACAGGCAAGAAGGGGCAGACACGAAUUCUCGAAGCCAGCAAAGAACACAUUCAGUAUGCUCCAGGUUCAACUAUAGAGUUCAUCGUCAGUGCUCACGAUUUGGGUAAGCUUUUGAGACUAGAUAUGGAGUGGAGAUCGGCUUCAUCACUGUUCAAUCCCUUGUCGUGGAGAUUGUUUAAUGCUCCUCAAGUGUACAUUAAAGAAGUAGAAAUAACAAAUUUAGAAUUCGGAAUAGCGACCGUCUUUAGUAUUAGAGACGAAGCAAUAGAACCACAGAAAAUCAAAACUAUUUUCGUAUAAAGAAUAAUUGUGAGAAUUUUAAUAGAAGAAAACGCACAUUGGCGAUCGAGUCGAAAACCUUUUUUGUUUUUUUAAUAAUAUAUUUCCAUUUUAUGAGAAAAAUUUAACUAAUUUUAUAUGAAUAUUCAAUAUAGU
This is a messenger RNA of Centruroides sculpturatus (bark scorpion), 1852 nucleotides long. RefSeq names its product inactive pancreatic lipase-related protein 1-like. NCBI's taxonomy places the organism in Eukaryota, Metazoa, Arthropoda, Arachnida, Scorpiones, Buthidae. The transcript has 10 exons. Gene Ontology annotation, biological process: lipid metabolic process. Gene Ontology annotation, molecular function: protein binding; triacylglycerol lipase activity. The coding region runs from base 191 to 1717 and encodes 508 amino acids. The record is from RefSeq and is a predicted model, not a curated record.